AGUGCGGCACUAAUGAAAUGGUCAUCGGUGCUAUGUUGUUAACGGGUAACCAUCUAAACGGCCCCAACAAACAGCAGCAGCAACAGAAACGACUGCAGCAGCAGCAGCAGGAGCAGCAGCAGGAGCAACAACAACAACAACAGCAACAGCAGAAGCCAACAACAGCAACAGCUGCCACCCCUGGUUACUAUGCACUGGGUGGCAUACGCAUACCCAAAUCGCCAUCGUUUCACAGCGGCUUAGAUCUGCUGGCUGACGACGACGACGACGAGCUGCAACAGCAGCAGCAGUCGGAGGAUAGCAGUAAAUUUAAAUUUAGCAGCGUGGAGGAGCUAAAAGCGAAAUUCGAGGCGCAGGCACGUAAGAUGCCACUGUCUCCGCCAGAGGCAAGUGUCGCCAGCAGCAGCAGCACCACCAUCACCACCACCACAACAGCAUCAUCAUCGCCAUCCUCAUCAUCGACUAGCUCAAAUUCAUCGGGCUCAGCGCUGUCAUCGCUGUCUCAGGCUGGCUCAUCCUCUCUGGCCUCGGCAGCUGCCAGUUGCUCCACCUCAUCAGCGGUCACAUACGGCGGUGGUGCGAAUUCUGCAGCUGCUGCUCUAAUAGCCGGCUCAUCGCCAUUUGGCUCACAAUCAUCGACAUCGUCGUUGUCGCUGUCGUCUAAUCCAGCAAAUGUAACUGCAACAACAACAGCAGCAGCCGGAGCAUCCACAGUUACCAUGUCAAAGAGCACACCCAGCACAACAGCAGCAACAACAAUUGGAACUGCAGCUGGCAGUAGUGGCAGUUCCUCCCUGGUGUCCACCUUGGCGCAGCACUUCUCGGCAGCAACCACAGCCAGUUCAUUGUUGAGCACAGCAUCCGCAGUGGCAAGCGUCUCAUCCACAACCGUCAGUUCGGCCAGCAACAAGGUUUGCAGCACAAACAAAACAAAAAAAAUAUCAAAAAACGAUCAUUCAACUGAACAGUCACCCGUGAGCGCUGCCGCGGCCAUUAAGAACAUAUUGAAUGCCACCAAAAAUGUGGGCAGCAAUGCAGUUGCUGCUGCCACCACCAACAACAGCACCACCAAUACCAUCACCACCGGCAACAACAGCAGCAGCAGCAGCACUAGCAACGUCGAAGUGAUGCUUGAUGGCAGCACCACCUCAAGCGCCACGACAGUGGCACAGAAUCUGGUCGGUGGCAUAAGCAUAUCUCUGGGCAUUGGUCAGCGCAACGGCGGCAGUGCGUCGACGUCUGUGGCAUUAACAUCAACGUUAGCAUCGUCAGCGUCUGCGUCGUCGUCUGUACCAGCAGCGGUACGCCAAAAUGGCGAUACCAUUGUCCAUAAUAAUCUGUCGUCGCCGCAGACGCUGCAACAGCUGACGGGAAGUCCAGGACGUGCACGCGAUCGGAAUCUGUUUCACUCGCCACCGAAUGCAUCAACUGCGCUGGCGUUGCCGCCACUGCGAGAAACGGCAGCAGCCGAGCGGGAGGAGCUGUUCUUGCAGAAAUUACGGCAAUGCUGCACCUUGUUCGACUUCUCCGAACCGCUGAGCGAUCUAAAAUGGAAGGAGGUCAAACGUGCCGCUCUCCACGAGAUGGUCGAGUAUCUCUCCAAUCAGAAUGGCGUCAUUACAGAGAUUGUUUACCCGGAGGCCAUCAAUAUGUUUUCUGUGAACCUAUUUCGCACCUUGCCGCCCUCGUCGAAUCCCAAUGGCGCUGAAUUUGAUCCGGAAGAGGAUGAGCCAACAUUGGAAUCAUCUUGGCCACAUUUGCAGUUAGUCUAUGAGCUGUUUUUGCGCUUCUUGGAGUCACCCGAUUUUCAGCCAAAUAUUGCAAAACGCUUUAUCGAUCAUCAAUUUGUAUUGCAACUGUUGGACUUAUUCGAUUCAGAGGAUCCGCGUGAACGUGAUUUCCUUAAGACUGUUUUACAUCGCAUCUAUGGCAAAUUCUUGGGAUUGAGGGCAUUUAUUAGGAAGCAAAUAAACAAUGUGUUUUACAGAUUUAUCUACGAAACGGAGCAUCAUAAUGGCAUUGCAGAGCUGCUGGAAAUUUUGGGUAGCAUUAUUAAUGGAUUUGCCUUACCGCUCAAGGAGGAGCAUAAACAAUUUUUACUUAAGGUAUUGCUGCCAUUGCAUAAGGCCAAGAGCCUCUCCGUGUACCAUCCGCAGCUAACCUACUGUGUAGUGCAGUUCCUUGAGAAGGAUCCCAGUUUGUCAGAGGCGGUUAUCAAAAGUCUAUUGAAGUUUUGGCCCAAAACGCACAGUCCCAAGGAGGUGAUGUUUUUGAACGAACUGGAGGAACUGCUCGAUGUUAUAGAGCCGGCCGAGUUUCAGAAGGUGAUGGUGCCGCUGUUCCGGCAGAUAUCCAAGAGCGUCUCCUCGCCACACUUUCAGGUGGCGGAGCGUGCGCUCUAUUAUUGGAACAAUGAGUACAUUAUGUCGCUGAUAGCGGACAACUCGCAUAUCAUUUUGCCCAUCAUGUUUCCGGCGCUCAAUCGCAACUCGAAGACGCACUGGAAUAAGACCAUUCACGGUCUCAUAUACAAUGCACUCAAGCUGUUCAUGGAGAUGAAUCAGCGGCUGUUUGAUGAGUGCAGCAAAAACUACAAACAAGAGAAGCAGCAGGAACGCGAGAAGUUAUCACAGCGCGAGGAGCUCUGGCAGCAGGUGGAGACACUGGCCAAAACCAAUCCGGAGUUUACUAAGACCCGACAAUACAACGUUGGUGUGCCGAUGUCCGAUAGUCAAAUACUGUACGAUCAAUACAAUGAUAGUUGUGAUCUAACCUACGAUAAGAUUGAGCAACAGACAAGAUCGCAACCGCCGCUAACGCAACAACAACAACAACAGCCAAACCAGGAGCCCAGAGAGAUACGCGGUGAUCGCAACAAGGACAAACCGCUGAUGCGACGAAAAUCCGAUCUACCCUCGGAUAGCGGUGUCGUGCACGCCCUCAUCGAGCACAAGCGAACCGAUGAGUAUCUGACAACGCCGCCGCCAGAUGCAAACAACUAUUAGGCGAAAAGGUCGCCGCCUGCUGCUAUAUCCCCCUCAAUUCGGGGCUGGCCCAACGCUAAGGUUCUUUUAUAGAUUAAACAACACACACACGAAAAAAAAAAAUCAACAAAAAAAAAAAACAACAACUA
This is a messenger RNA of Drosophila grimshawi, 3133 nucleotides long. It is a transcript of the gene wrd, whose product is annotated as serine/threonine-protein phosphatase 2A 56 kDa regulatory subunit delta isoform. Gene Ontology annotation, cellular component: cytosol; nucleus; protein phosphatase type 2A complex. The record is from RefSeq and is a predicted model, not a curated record. Gene Ontology annotation, molecular function: protein phosphatase activator activity. Lineage: Eukaryota; Metazoa; Arthropoda; Insecta; Diptera; Drosophilidae. Gene Ontology annotation, biological process: signal transduction; protein dephosphorylation.